UUCGUCUUCUCCGUUUAAUCUUCAUGGUUCUCUCUCUAGGAAGAGAUCUUAUCCUCUCUCUAGGAAGCAUGUUUGGGGGAAUCAGAUUUUUGUUUCACCAAUUCUCUAUCAACCUAUUUCGUUGGUGAGUGAUGCUUUCAAAAUCAAUCUUCCUCUAGUAGAAGAGAUGAGAUGUACUUUUGGCAAACCCAAUCAGGAUCUUUAGGACACUUUUUGGAUCCUCUCAGUCAACGCAAUCGUGAUGAGACUUGGAAGAAUACUGUGAAUAUGGCCUUGAAACUGUUUAACAUAGAGAAUGACAAGCACGAGAAGAAACAAUCUUUGUGGGAAAUAGUCAAGGGAUCAUUGUCAAGUAAAAUCAAUGCCUUGGGUGGAGGAUCUGACAUGAGACAUAUGUAUGAUACCUUUUGUGGCUAUUCUCUUGAUGUGGUGAAGAUGAUGACCAAGAAAAAUCUCACUCAGGAGGUUUGGCGACUUCAAGUGGCUUUGGGAGAACAAACUGAAAUGUCAAAGAGAAGGUUCAUUGUAGGAUUUGCUUCAAGGAGGAGAAUUGUGUUGUCCUCCUUCCCUGUCGGCACCACAUACUCUGCAAGUCCUAAUACAUUUAUUGAAACUCUUGGAGAGCGGAUGUUUAAGCCAUAUUUGUCAACCAUCCUUCAAGGGAAUUCAAAGAUUGUUACCAUCACACCAAUUGAUUCAGUGUUAACUGCAGCCAAGAAGAUGCUUGAGUUCAAAAUAAGUUUGGCAGUCAUGACAAUUGAAAAUAACAUAUGGAAAUUUAUGAAGUAUGUUGAGAGUGGAUGGAAUGCAUACAAGACCACAUAUCUGAUGAAUAGAAAAUUUAGGUAUUCAUAACUCUUUGGUUAAGUGUUGUAAGCUACAAGUGUUUUGGUUAUUCAUAACUCUUUUGGUUUAGGGAGCCUUCUUUUUGCAACUAGUUCGUUCAUCACAUGUGUAGAUGUGUAGUUUAAACCAUAUUUUUUGCGCUGAAUAUUAAAAUGCAUAUAUGAUAUA
Molecule: messenger RNA, 1014 nt
Organism: Zingiber officinale
Lineage: Eukaryota; Viridiplantae; Streptophyta; Magnoliopsida; Zingiberales; Zingiberaceae
Exons: 9
Coding region: 172-855 (227 amino acids)
Source: RefSeq, a predicted model, not a curated record